Calypte anna (Anna's hummingbird) is the source of this 1094-nucleotide messenger RNA. RefSeq names its product zinc finger protein 3-like. Lineage: Eukaryota; Metazoa; Chordata; Aves; Apodiformes; Trochilidae. The coding region runs from base 251 to 928 and encodes 225 amino acids. The transcript has 2 exons. Gene Ontology annotation, biological process: regulation of immune system process; regulation of cytokine production; negative regulation of transcription by RNA polymerase II. The record is from RefSeq and is a predicted model, not a curated record.
GCUCUCUGGGUACCCCAAAGAUCAGACAGCUUUUGGUCACAGUUUGACAUGAGUGAAAAAUCAUUGAAUCCAUCCAGGAGAAAAAUUUGGCAUCGUCCAGGCACAUGGUAAAAGGUUUAGGAUCUGCUUGGUCGAUCUCCACCAUCAGAAAAUCCAUCAGGGUGAGAGACCCCAGAGAUGUCCUGUCUGCAGAAGAUGGUUUAGCGACAGCUCGGAUCUGAUCCAACGGUGACACCAUCACACAGGCACCAUGUCCUACACCUGCCCUGACUGCAGGAAAGGUUUUAGCAGGAGAUCCAAUUUUAUCCAGCCUCAAUGGAUCCAUAUGGGUGAGAAACCCUUUAAAUGUUCCAAGUGUGGGAAGGAGUUUACCCAGAAUUCCCAUUUAUCACAGCAUCUCCGCAUCCACACAGGAGAGAGACCCUAUAAGUGUCUGGAGUGUGGGAAGGAGUUUACCUGGAGUUCCAGUUUAUCAGAGCAUCAACGGAUCCACAUGGGGGAGAAAACCUAUAAAUGUUUUUGUGGGAAGGUUUUUUCCCACAGUUCCAAUAUAUCAACACAUCAUCGCAUCCACACAGGAGAGAAGUUGUAUCCCUGCACUCACUGUGGGAAGGUCUUCAACAUCAACACCUCCUGGAUUCGUCACCAGCAUGUCCACACUGAGGAAAAACUCUACACGUGUCCCUGGUGUGGGAAGGGCUUCCCAGCCAGCUGGGGUCUCACCCAACAUCUAGGGAUCCAUAUGGGUGAACGUCCCUACAAGUGUCCUGAGUGUGGGAAGAGCUUUGCCAGGAGCUCUGAUGUCAUCAGGCAUCGUCUCCUCCACACAGGAGAGAAACCCUACUCGUGUCCCCACUGCUGCAAGAGCUUCAGGCGAAGCUCCCAUUUGCUGAAUCAUCAGCGCCUCCAUAGGGGUGAUCGACCCUAAAGCUGCUCCCAGUGUGAGAAGAGUUUUUACCAGAGCUAUGAUCUCAUCUCUCAUCACCAGACCCACCAGGCCACCGCUUUUUCCAAGCUGUAGAUUUUCCAAGCUUCCACAUCUUUAGUUUCUUUGAAAACAAACAAGAUAAAAGAAGGAAGUGAUUAUCAUGAUG